AUGAGCGACGCAGACUGCAACGCGGGCCAGGCGUCUGAUGGACACGGCGACCGCGGCGCAACUUCUAGCCAUGCGGACACGCAGGACGCGCGCCAGGCUUCGCCUGAUAGGCAUCAAGGUGACGCCAACGCGCCUGACGACCCGGCAACCAAGUUGAAGGCUCUGGUGGUCAAGGUUGCAGACGCCGACGCACCUCGGCACGACAACGGCAACGUGGACGCGGUCGGCAGCAAGGGCGACGGCGACACUGAAGGCAAGGCGAAGGGCACGGCCGGCUCUGUGGUCACGGCGGUUGGCAAGAUGGGGGCCUUCGCGGGUACUUCGUGCACGUGUCGCAGCGCUAGCGGCGAGCGCCUCCCUGACAGAGGCAAGGGAGUUUUCGGUCAUGCACCUCAGGUGCCUCUGCACGUGAAUUUCCGGACGAAAAUGGAACCACUCUCAUCACCGGCUGCCAAGUACGAAUUUCAGGGCAGGCUGAGCCUUCAGGAUUCACGCUCGCGUGCAGCGCAGGCCUCCCAUCCGGAAUUGGCGGGUCAACCACCUCCAGCACGUUUUGCGAUCUGUUCAGACCUCAACCUCACCUUCGUCCGUGUUCCGGCUCGGAUCUUCGAUUGCUACGAGGAGUGCUUCCUGCGCGACGGCUUUGGGGCAUCGAGGCGCUCUGGACCGUGGAAAGUCUCACAGACAGGAGCUGAUUGA
Phytophthora sojae is the source of this 699-nucleotide messenger RNA. RefSeq lists its product as hypothetical. The transcript has 2 exons. The coding region runs from base 1 to 699 and encodes 232 amino acids. The record is from RefSeq and is a predicted model, not a curated record. Lineage: Eukaryota; Oomycota; Peronosporomycetes; Peronosporales; Peronosporaceae.